UUGUUUUGAUUGACACCAGUAGUCGAGCUUCAACUUUUGUUUUCGCCUCGGUCGUCGUGAACAUGUAUUGAACUUACUAAAGAACGAUGUCUGAAGUACUGAUGACAGCAACAGACGAAAUAUCACCGUGUCCACUAAAAGCAGAACCGCGUCUUGAUGGUGCACGGAGCUUCCUGUUGGUGGAUGACCAGGAAAACCUGCAGGUCCACAAUGAGGCAGAUUUUGUUGAGAGGCUCAACUGUUCAGAUGUGGGAGGUGUCAAAGUCCUGUCUAUCUUUGGAAACACAGGGGAUGGCAAGUCACACACCCUGAACCACAUUUUAUUCAAUGGCGAGAGUGUGUUUUUUACCUCCAAGUCCUCCAGCUCCUGUACGGUGGGUGUAUGGGCUGCUUACGACCCCUCCCUCAGUUUGGUUGCCCUGGAUACCGAGGGCUUGUUAGGGGCAGCUGCCAAUCAAAACCAAAGAAUGAGGCUUCUGCUAAAGGUCUUGGCAGUGUCAGAUAUAGUUAUCUAUCGAACGCGAGCCGAGCGUCUGCACAACGACAUGUUCCAGUUCCUAAGCAGUGCAUCGGCGGCCUAUCUGAAACACUUCACCCCUGAGCUUAGAGCCCUGUCAAGUCGUUGCGGUCUGGAUGUGCCCCUCUCGUGCCUUGGUCCUUCGGUCAUUGUUUUUCAGGAGACGACUCACACACAGCUGCUGGGCCAUGAUUCAAAGGUGGCUGGCCAUGCUGACAUGCAGUUGCAGAGGCGGUUUCAUGACCUGGGCUUGGCAACUGAUGCCUUCAGCUCUGUACAGUACAUUGGCACCCAAACCAUCACACCUCCGACUGAUUACACCGGAUUGCUGGAGGCUCUUAGACAGCAAGUGCAAAACACUCACACACGUUCGCCCCGCCACCCUAGCAUUGUGUUUCACGCUUUUGAGGCUCUCAGUGAACGAUUUUGUGGUGACCUGUCAGAUGACAAGCUGAAUCUGUACACCUUCUUCCCCGACGAGUAUUUCACCUGCUCUGCUGUUUGCCUCAGUUGCAAUAUUCGCUGCAAAAAUGGAAUGAACCACUUGCGAGACAGGGUUCCCCACAUGGCAGAUGGACUUUGCCAGUAUGCACACCAGUACAACAACAAAGUCCUUAUCUGUAAGAGGUGCUACGAAGGUGGCAGAGAGGUGACAGUUAUGCCUAAAACCUCAGCGUCGUCUGACAACCCGUGGUUUGGUCUUGCCAAGUUUGCCUGGUCGGGCUAUGUGCUAGAGUGUGCCAGCUGUGGCGUCAUUUACCGCAGCAGACAGUACUGGGUAGGAAACCAGGACCCCGAGAGCAGUGUGGUGCGUUCAGAGGUCAAACACGUUUGGGAGGGGUCAGACACCUUCCUCAGCAACCACCAGAAUGCGGCCCAGAGAGUCCUGGAUGGGAUGAACUACGUGAUCCAGUCAGUGUCCGAGUACAGCACCGGCCCCACUAAAGCUGUCACUGCUUGGCUGACGGACCAGGUGGCGCCACCAUACUGGAGACCCAACACAGAGAUUACGGCUUGUCAUGGUUGUCACAAAGCAUUUGAGGAGGCGGAGCGCAAGCACCACUGUCGGUCGUGCGGCGAGGGUUUCUGCCACCUUUGUUCCAGCCAUCGCAUGCCGGUGCCCGAGAGGGGCUGGGGAAGCAGCCCCGUCAGGGUGUGUUUGGCCUGCUAUCGUCAGGGAGGACCACUGGAAACCAACAAUCAGGUGUACAAAGCAGAGCCUCGUGGUCUUAUUGCUCGCAGGGUUGCUGAGGUGGCUCAGUCCACUUUGGACAUUGUCAGCACUGCUGUGGACUAUCCACUCUGUUUUGUGAAGGACGUGGCUCGGCCAGACUACUGGGUGCCCGACCAGGAUAUCAGCCAGUGUCACCAGUGCUCCAAAGUCUUUACUCCAGUCAUGUCCAAGCAUCAUUGCAGAGCUUGUGGUCAGGGCGUGUGCGGUGCCUGCUCCACACACAUGAAACCUGUACCCUCAAGAGGGUGGGACCACCCAGUGCGAGUGUGUGACAACUGCAACGCCAGCACCAAUAUUCUCUAAGUGUGACUCUUGAAUCUCAGAUCAUACUAUGUGACAAAAUAUUUCUCGAAAGAAUGCGAGAUAUCAACCGCCGGACGAAGAUCCGUGUUUUUAUCAAUUCUGCCUUCACCGAGUGAUUUUGCUUCAAAAAAUGGUGAAAAUGAUCGGAGAUCAGCAGUCUUCACUGCAAGUUUCAGCUGUUGUCGCUUUUAAAAUAUGACGACAGCAACGUGAAGCCCUGCGCCACGUGACUUGUGAAGGAAAUAGGGAGAACAUAUGGAGCAGUGGUAAUGUUUUUCCAGACCAGGAAGUAACUUUAAAGACCUUCACAUUUCUUCUUGCGUGCCUCCAAAUCACUGCAGUGGUUGUACGUCAGUUCAUUAAACAUGCCUGAUGUGAAUAUCCUUGAAAUUACAUUGAUGGAUGGAGGUAAACCGUUUCAGGCGCCUUUAGAGAAAAUUCCACGACAAACCUUGUCAGUGUGCGUGUCUGCAACAACUGCUUGGUAUCAAGCUAUGCACAAGGAUGUGAUGCCAUUAAGAGUAUAAGUAAUUCCAAAUUAACAUAUCACAACCACAGAAUGGAAAGAUAAAGGUAGCAUUUAUUGAUAGACAUUCCAAUGUGUGAAAUAGCUUGAGAAAGUGGUCUCUCUCACUUAUUAGGUUAUUGUGAUGCUUAAAAUGACUCAAAUCACGUAUGAUGGGGAGGACACAGCCUAUCAUAAAUUUGUGUCGGGCGUUCCACUUUCUUUUAAAUAAAUUGUCCUACAAACAGUGGCAUGUGUUUUAACGCCUACGGUUUUUUCCCUUCAGCUCUCAGUCUCUCAUAACAGAGUGACUCUUCGUGAAAGUCCUGUAUUAGUCGUGUUAUCUUCAGAAAAGUAAUUUCCUGUCUUUUCAGAGGUGCCGCCACAUCUGAUGUGGAAGACUACUUUGCUGUAGCAGCAGCAGCAGCCAACACGCAAUGCCCAGGAUGUGCACAGGGGAGCGCUACAAGAAUGGAAAAGUGCUCACUGUCGUGUCGAGAAUUGCGUACUGCCAGUUAAAAAAAAAAAGUUUGCCAAAAAAAUAAGCAAUCUUGAAAAUGGCAUUUUUGUCAGUUAAAUGUUUACGGCGUCAAACUAAAAGGAACGGACAAAACCCAUACAUAGACUUCAGUAUCACUGAUAAUGAAAUCUAUGACCCGUUACAAAUUAC
Messenger RNA from Corythoichthys intestinalis (scribbled pipefish), 3229 nucleotides. Its product is annotated as zinc finger FYVE domain-containing protein 1. The record is from RefSeq and is a predicted model, not a curated record. Gene Ontology annotation, molecular function: phosphatidylinositol-3,4-bisphosphate binding; phosphatidylinositol-3,4,5-trisphosphate binding; phosphatidylinositol-3-phosphate binding. Gene Ontology annotation, cellular component: lipid droplet. The coding region runs from base 87 to 2054 and encodes 655 amino acids. Gene Ontology annotation, biological process: lipid droplet formation. The transcript has 12 exons. NCBI's taxonomy places the organism in Eukaryota, Metazoa, Chordata, Actinopteri, Syngnathiformes, Syngnathidae.